GAGACUACAUUCGUUGCCACGACAAGGAAAUAUACAACAGCAACUGCAGCACCAGAGACCAAGCAAACCACCGAGCGGACAACAAGUGAGCCGAACACUGAGGCAACAGCAAGUAAGAAGAUUAUCACUGAGACAACAGCAAGAGCGAUGACAACAGAAACGCCAGCCAGCGAGCACACUUCUGAGACACCAGCAAGUAAGACGACCACAGAAAAGCCAGCCAGCGAGUACACCACAGAAACGCCAGCAAGUGAGUUGACACCAGAGACGCCAGCCACCGAGACCACUCCUGGGACACCGGUAAGUAAGAUGACCACAGAAACACCAGCCAGGGAGCCAACCACUGAGACACCGGCAAGUGACAUGACAUCAGAGACGCCAGCCACCAAGACCACUCCUAAGACAACUGCAAGUGACGUGACAUCAGAGACACCAGCCACAGAGACGACUCCUGAGACACCGGCAAGUGAGAUGACAUCGGAGACGCCAGCCACCAAGACACCGGCAAGUGAGAUGACAUCAGAGACGCCAGCCACCGAGACCACUCCUGAAACACCGGCAAGUGAGAUGACAUCAGAGACACCAGCAACAGAGACCACUCCUGAGACACCGGCAAGUAAGAUGACAUCAGAGACGCCAGCCACCGAGACUACUCCUGAGACACCUGCAAGUGACAUGACAUCAGAGACACCAGCCACAGAGACCACUCCUGAGACACCGGCAAGUGAGAUGACUUCAGAAACGCCAGCCACUGAAACUACUCCUGAGACACCUGCAACUGACAUGACAUCAGAGACACCAGCAACAGAGACCACUCCUGAGACACCGGCAAGUGAGAUGACAUCAGAGACACCAGCCACAGAGACCACUCCUGAAACGCCGGCAAGUGAGUUGACUUCAGAAACGCCAGCCACCGAGACACCGGCAAGUGAGAUGACAUCAGAGACGCCAGCCACCGAGACCACUCCUGAGACACCGGCAAGUGAGAUGACAUCAGAGACGCCAGCCACCGAGACCACUCCUGAAACGCCGGCAAGUGAGAUGACUCCAGAAACGCCAGCCACUGAGACCACUCCUGAGACACCUGCAAGUGACAUGACAUCAGAGACACCA
This is a messenger RNA of Cylicocyclus nassatus, 1113 nucleotides long. The record is from the annotation of a GenBank genome assembly. Lineage: Eukaryota; Metazoa; Nematoda; Chromadorea; Rhabditida; Strongylidae.